AUGCCAACGAAACUUUAUAUUGGCAAUGUUCCACCAACAGUAAGUUCAACGGAAUUAAAAGAACUAUUUGAAAAAUAUGGCAAAGUACUUGAAUGUGACAUUGUGAAAGAUUAUGCAUUUGUUCAUAUGGAAGAUGCAAGUAAAGCAAAAGCAUCGAUAGCAGCUUUAAAUGAUUUUAAUAUAAAAGGAAGUCGUAUUAGAGUUGAGAUUUCAACGACACAACUUCGAAACUCAGGUGAUCGUGGCGGCGGUGGUGGUGGCGGUCGUUCAUCUCGUCGCGGAGAAUCACCACGUUAUGAUUCUGGUUCAAUGUCAAUACGAUCAUCUCGAAAUCGUGAUUAUCCGAUGAUGUCGUCAAGUCGAAACGGUAGUUAUUCAAGUGGUGGUGGUGGUGGCGGAGGUGGUGGUCCUGAUCGAUCGUAUCCAAGUAUGCGUAAUAGUUACAUGGACGCACGAUCUCGUCCGUAUGAUUCACCAUAUGAACGUCAACGUAUACCACCACCACCAAUGAGUUAUCAUGAUCCAUAUAGUCGUGCUGGUGGUGAUCCAUAUAGUAUGCGUAGUGGCGGUGUUGAUCCGUAUGGUCGUGAUGAUUUCUACCAUCAACGACCGCCACCAAUGCCGAUUGCAGAUCAUUAUGGACGUGGUCCACCGAUGCGGUCUCCUUACGAUGCCUACGCUGGUUAUCCACCUGGACCGAAUUCGAUGGGACCACCAAGAAGUCGUUAUGUUGCUUCACCACCAAUCUCACGUAAUGGAUCUGGACGUUAUGGAUCACCAUCACGAUCAUCAUCUUCUCGUCGUCCAACAAGAAGAUCACCACCACCAUCAUCUUCCAGUUCAUCACGAUCACGUCGAUAG
Messenger RNA from Adineta steineri, 861 nucleotides. NCBI's taxonomy places the organism in Eukaryota, Metazoa, Rotifera, Eurotatoria, Adinetida, Adinetidae. The record is from the annotation of a GenBank genome assembly.